This is a messenger RNA of Fopius arisanus, 2822 nucleotides long. RefSeq names its product slow border cells (gene slbo). Lineage: Eukaryota; Metazoa; Arthropoda; Insecta; Hymenoptera; Braconidae. Gene Ontology annotation, molecular function: RNA polymerase II cis-regulatory region sequence-specific DNA binding; DNA-binding transcription factor activity, RNA polymerase II-specific. The record is from RefSeq and is a predicted model, not a curated record. Gene Ontology annotation, biological process: regulation of transcription by RNA polymerase II; DNA-templated transcription.
ACUCGUUCGGUUGGUUUUAUUUCGUUUAAUUUUCGUUACUUUUUUUUUUAUUUUGACCCUAAUUGACCAGAGUGUGGAUGGCAUGCAGAGGUUUUUUGUAAUUUUUUGGUGACUACUAUUGUUGAAAAUGUCUUUCUUUGAAAGAGAUUAUAAAUUGAUAAAUAACUCGAGUUUACGUUGGAAUUAUUGAUUUAAGAGUGUUGUGGAGAGUACAACUAUUGGAAUAUCAUAAGCUCGAGCUAUAGACACGUGGAAGUACUAUAAAAGUGGUUAUAAUUGAACGUUCGAACUUGAUGGAGUUUAGUUUGAUAAACUUUGAGAAAUAUUUGGAUUAUUUUUAAUAUUUAAAAGUGUGAUGAGUGAGUGAGUGAUAAUAUGGAAUCACCAGUAAUGUACGAGGCUGCUCACCAGGGACCGGGCACGGCGGAGCUCAAGAAAUCUGUCGUUCUAACAAACAAUAAUAAUAAUAAUAAUACUAAUAACAACAAUAACUCGGCACUCCAAGUGAAUCAUAAUCAACAGACGAGUGUCGCUGUAAGUAAAGUUUCAGCGAGUAAAGCUACUUUGCACCAACAGUAUGCUGAACACUGCGCAGCAGCAGGUGAACUAACGGAUCUCAACACACCGGAGAUAUCGCUGGAUCUACAACACCUUAUCGAUGAUUCUCACUUCAAUGACGGUCUCCUCGAUAUGCUUGGCGCCGGUAAUGCUGGAGUCAAACAUGGAAGAACGACUGGAUACCCAAGGACAACUCUGGCGUAUAUGCCCCAACCCGUACACAGCGGUGCAAGUUAUCAUCAGGGUAGCAACAGUUGUAGUGACAGCAAUAGCUCAAGUUCUGAAUCACCAAGUAUCAAAGAGGAGCCAGUAGAUCCAGCGGAUUACAGACGUCACUGUCCCCAAUAUCCACCUGCUGGUUAUAGUCCUGCUAAUGGCUCUUUUUCCAAUGGAGGACCUACCUUUACGAAUCUCACACCAUCCACUGUACCAGGUGCUCAUCCUGUACAUCAUCAGCAUCCUCAACAACCUCAGAAUCAUCAGCAACAGCAAAGAGGAGUGAUGAAACCUGUAAUGACACAUCAACAUCAAGCAGCUGCUGUGGCGGCUGCAGCUGCUGUUGCUAGGAAACAAUCCAAAUCAGUGGACAAGGCUAGCGACGAGUAUAGACGAAGACGUGAACGGAACAAUAUUGCAGUUAGAAAAAGUCGAGAAAAGGCAAAAGUACGUUCGCGAGAAACAGAAGAAAAAGUUAAAUUACUUGUCAAGGAUAAUGACCUACUUAAGAAGAGGAUCGAAUUGCUUACGGAAGAGCUUAAUGUGCUCAGAUCACUCUUCAGCAGUGUUGGCGUGGUCCCGGAACAACUGCACCGAGAAAUAUCGAGGCAUUUGGAUCAGUUUCAGCAACAUGCGGUUGGGCCAAUGUAGCAUCGAUAACAUUGUGUUUAUUUUAGAUUAUUAAAAAAAAAAGAAUUUUUUUUCUUUUUUUUCAAUUAUGAAUUCGUUUAUUCUUUGUUGAUGAAGGAUGCUCGUAUUGACCUUCACAGAAUUAUUGGAAGAUGCAUGUUCGAUCGUGUGAGAUGUCGGUAAUGUGUUGAAAUCAGAAUUUAAUUUAAUUUAAUUAAUUAUCGGCGACAAGUUAUCCAAUAGAUACAUCCGGGAGAAGAGAAAUUGUCUUCCAGUGGAAUCAGCGUAUGGAACAUUUCAUUGAUUGUGUUUUCCCUAAAUUCAUAAAUUUCAUUCGAAGAGAUUCUUUUUCUCUGUGACCGCUACGUUUUGAUCUCCUAAUGAAGACUUACGUUGACAUUUCUUUAAUUAGGCAGCAGAAAUGAGAUGAGUUUAUCAUGAAUUUUCUUGUUUCUAAUUGUAGUUAUAUCCGGUAUGUUUGUAAAACAACAAAAUUAUCACAGCGCAAGACUGGAGACAGGAUUUUUUCAACCUGUCCGAAGAAAAAUAUAACAAAAGAUUGUAAAAUUUUGGGAUACUAUCUAUAAUUUUGACAAACGCACAUAAUUUUGUAAUAUAGUUCACUUCAAUUCAUCUUAAUUGUUAAGGAAAAUGAUCGUUGUUGUAAGUAAAAAUUAAUAUAUUUUGUUCAAAGGAUGUGAAUGGAUUUUAGUGCAAUUAUUGACUUAAACAGAUAGGGAGAGAGAGAGAGAGAGUGAAAGAGAGAGAGAGAGUGAGAGAGAGAGAGAGAGAGAGAGAGAGUGAGUUCAUUAAUGAUUUACGUAUUUCAAUUAAUUUUUUCAAUACAUCAUUGAUAGAUCUAUAUUUAGAUCACUAUAUUUCAAUAGGGAAGGUGAUUAAAUAAUCCUUCUCUGUACUCUGAGUUACCACUGGGGAAAAUUAGUAGAAAAAAUAUUAAAAAAUUGAAGCGGGCUUCAUUUAUUUUGUGAUUAAUUUGUGGAUAAUUCUGUUGUAUAGUCGCAGUAACAUUUAUCUCUUCUGCACUAAAUCUUUUUUCUACAAUUUCUAUUAAGAAAUCAACAGUUUAUGAGACUCAUAGUAGAUAUCUAUAAUUUUCAGAAAUUCGAAGAAGUUCCAUUAUCAUUACAAACGAGCGAACGCAAAUUAAUUAUUAAACUAAUGUAUAGGCGUUUCAGAUGACAAUCACGACAAUUCAUGACAAUUGAAUGCACGAUAAUUCAAAUUUUCUUAUUUCUUUUAUUGCCUUGGCGUAUAGCGUAACAGGCGAACAUGAGAUUGUACGGGUAUGCAUGUACGUAGAACCAUAAGCACGCGGUGCGAGUGUGGCUACCGAGUCUGAGAUUACCUUUCACGGUUGUCUUCUUGUCUAUGCAAAAAUAUAUUUUGUUAUAAAAAUA